Coturnix japonica (Japanese quail) is the source of this 1021-nucleotide messenger RNA. The record is from RefSeq and is a predicted model, not a curated record. NCBI's taxonomy places the organism in Eukaryota, Metazoa, Chordata, Aves, Galliformes, Phasianidae.
UCAGGGCAGCGAAAUGGAGGCAUCCUUUAGGGUGUAAGGGAAGGAAAUGGGAGCAGGGGGGGUCUGUGGGAGCCCCAUAACCCCGCUCCUUCUCCCCAUAGCGCCGUGGGGCCGGCGGGGCUGGAAGUCGUUCCAUGCUGUGCUGAGGGGGACCCUGCUCUGCUUCCUCAAAGUGGGGGCUGCACCCACGGCCGAGGCCGAGGAGAUGCUGGGCGUCCAUCACGGCCUGGCUGAGCAGGACAGCCAUUACACCAAGCGGCCCCACGUCUUCCGCCUGCACACGGCCGACAGCCGCGUCCUGCUGCUCCAGGCACCGAGCCAUGCAGACAUGUUGGCCUGGAUCUCCCGGCUCAACCUGGCGGCCGCCCUCCUCUCAUCGCCGCCAUUUCCCGCUGCCGUGGGGUCCCAGCGCCGCCUGACGCGGCACAUCCUGCCCGCGGCACCCAGCCACUGCCCCCCCGAGCAGCAGCUGCGCACCCACUUGCAGUGGCUGGAGCGGGCGGAGCUGGAGCUGCUGGAGCUGCAGAGAAACCCCACAGAGAAACGGGGCCGGGGCCGGGACAUGGAGGAGCAGCACCGGGAUCAUCUACAGCACGAGUGCCGGCGCUAUGAGACCUACGUGAGAGUCCUGGAGACGUGGCUGAGCAACGAGCGGGACCUGGAGGGGUGGGAUGGGGGGGGGGUCCCGGCUGAGCCCCCCCCCCUCACACGGGCACAUUCCAGCCCAGCCCUGGGACCCGACACGACGCCCCCCCCGGGACCCCCCCGAGUUAAAAGGAACAUCUCAGAGAGACGCACUGUGCGCAAAGGGGUCCCCAAAAGGAACAGGAACCUGCUGUGAUGGGGGGGGGUCCCGGGACCCCCGAGCUGUGGGAUCCCCCCCCAUUUGCAGCCCCCACUUUGGGGUCCCAAGACCCCCAACCUUCUGGGACCCCCAUGUUGGAGUAUGGGACCCCCCCAUCCCUUUUAGGCCCCCCCUUUUGGGAUUCCCUUUUUGGGACCCCCCCCCAUCAACUUUGGG